AUGGACGUGGCCUACAAUCAACACUCGCACGCCGCCCGGCGCAAGAACCGCUCCUCAACAAACCUCAACCACCUCUCCCUUGCUCCCUUGACCUCCAAGCUCCCCAUCGAUAACGAUGACUUCCUCGAGCAGUACGGACAACAGUUCGAGCCCGUAUCCCACAGCACUUCGUAUCUCCAGGGCAAAUCUGCUCCGGCUACCCCUCGUCUGAUCUCCCAUUCGCCCGGUCCCCACCCCGCCCGCGCCGCUACCAUGACCGGCACCGGCAUGAAGCACUCCCGUGGCAAGUCUGCUCCGGCUGCCAGACUCCCCAAGUCCAAGUCGACCACCCACCUCGGCAGCAAGAGCGGCGCCGCUUCCCCCACACACAAGCGCCGUAGUGCCGCCGCCGUCGCCGCCGACAAUGAACGCAACUUAUCCGACUGGCUCCUGCGCGCCGGCGCCCUCAUCUCCACCGAGACCCGCGAGUCCAAGGGCCAAUCAUGGCUCGCCUCCCGCGCCAGCUCGACCUCCCUGACCGGCCUGCACAACGCCGAAGAGGAGGCCUUUGAAAGAGAGCUCGCCCGCGAGCGCGAGUUGCUUCUCCAAAACACCGCCGCCAAUGCCAUCCCCGGCAUAGCUAGCCGCAAUGUCUCUCGCAACGCCAGCCGCAACGCCUCACGACGAGGCAGCCUGGUGAUCACCACCGGCACCAAUUUCAUUGACGAUGACUACUACACCACCUCGCCCAUUCACAGCCGUCUGGGCAGCCGUUCCCAUAGCCGCACCGGCAGCCGAACCCAGCUCGCCCGCACCCCCAACGAGCGCCACGCCCUCGAGCACAGCGCCGGUUACUUCCACCACCACGGCAUGUACCACCAGCAACAACAACACCACGAGGUGGGCAUCACAGAAGAGGACGACGAGGACACCAACGGGCCCGGGCCGGACUUUGUCAACAUCGACGAGAAGCUCGAGCUGGCCCACUACAACCAGCAACAACUGCUGCUCGACAACAACGCCGCCAUCUCCAUCGUCGAAGACGAGAUCACCGUCCGCCGCCUAGUCAAGGAUCGCAACAUCGGCUCCUGGUUCGGGCGCGUGCUGGGCGUUCAGCUGUUUGCUGUCGAGGAAGAUGACGAGGAGGAUUCUUCGGAUUCUGACCGCGAUGAGGAGGAUGACCAUCAUCUGGCGUAUGGCAGCAGACAACAGUCGGAGGGACAGUUGACGGAGGAUGACGAUGGGUCGACGACGGAGACGGACUCGUCGAGUGAGGAGGCGAGGAGGAGGCCGCAUGACAAGCAGAGGAGGGAGCAGAGGCGGUUUGAGGAUGCGCAGCUGUCGAAGCUGGUGGAUGAGAAGUUGCCUGCCCCCAAGGAGGAGGGCGGGACCUGGCAUGAUGCUGCUUGGUUGUUGACGGUUGCUUCCAAGGUCAUUUUCUGA
Molecule: messenger RNA, 1422 nt
Organism: Sordaria macrospora k-hell
Lineage: Eukaryota; Fungi; Ascomycota; Sordariomycetes; Sordariales; Sordariaceae
Source: RefSeq, a predicted model, not a curated record